AUGCAAAUAUAUAUAUCUCCACAAAAUGAUGAUCAUACUACAGCCUGCAAAACCGACAUCAAAUUUUGUGAAAUACCAUAUCUAAAGAAUGGACCUCUUGACCAAACAGACAAAAGUCAUUACCGGGAUCUAUUGGCCUCACUUAAACCAAUCUGCUGGAUCUUUUGCGCUUCUCCUGGAUCAUAUGCAUGUGAAAAGCAGCUGGCAGAUUUUGUACAAUUGUGCAUCGAUGAAGUGGUUCUCCCCUGUCUUGUUUGCACUAAUAUGUGGGGUGGUAACAACCGUCUUCGGAUCCUAAAGACUUUUGAGAAAAUGAUGAAUGAUCACAGUAGAAUUCAAUUAUCAGAAAGUGUUGACUGGCGAAAGACUUUUGUUGUUAAUUUUCAUAAGGGCUUGGUUGCACGCGUGAAUAGUAGUAAAUAUGAGGAUACAUUAUUAAAAUGUGAAAAAGAAGUCGCAGGUGUUGAUGAACUACUCGAAGAAAUCUCACGCACGUCACAAAAGCGGAACUUUAGUCAAUGGGUGUUGAUGCGAAAAAACGAUAAAACUGUGGCUGUUACUAAGAUACGUACAAUAAAGUCUCCCGAAACUACUUCCAACGGUUCUGGCUCACGAUUUGAUUCAUCACGAGGCAACUUAUUAUGUGCUUCAAAUCAAGACCCAAUAAGUGGCGUGAUGGGGAAGUGUGACGAUCGAAAUUUUGGAAAAGGUCAAAAAUUCCAAUCCUCGAACCAGCCUUUAGGAUACAGUAGAAGUAAGCCGAGGGAUAAUUUCAUUAUUAAAUUUGAAUCGAAUAUCGUAAAUAUUUCAGAAGCGAGUGGAUCAGCAGAGAACUUGUUGAGAUACACUAAACAUGAAGAUGCACGAAACUCUGACGAGCCACAUUUAAAAGUUUUAAACAGUACUUAUUCCUUUUCUGAGACUCUUUAUGGCUAUCUACAAAGUCGAUUAACAUUACCUACUCCAAGAAUGUUGUUCCAUCUAUUUCAUAAUAUCUGUCAAAAGAUGGCCAAUGAACCGUCUUUGAAAGCGAGAAAGUUGAACGGUCAGCUGAAUUGUCAUAAUGUGCAACUGAAGUGGUCAAACAACACGAAUAAAGUUGAGUCGAUGGAUUUUGAAAUUCAUUUAUUCACUUGCUCAGAAUGCAGUAAUCGCUAUAUAGCUCCAGAAUUACUUCUUGACUCAGUUAGUGCAACAGAUAGUAAUUCUUAUGUAGAAGCAUCAAACGUUUACUCAAUGGGGAUUCUUAUGUGGCAAGCAUACUCGCGUGGCCAGGAACCAUGGGUACUUUAUCGAAAUGAAAAUCGUGUACGGGAUGUGAUUUUAUCGGAUAGCAAACUGUCUCUACCUGACGCAUGUGAAGAUGACAUUUGGGACCAAAUCUCGCUUUGUAUGUCUAUUAGACCAGGCGAACGCCCCACUUUUCAAGAUCUACAGAAAUUCUUCGAGUGUCGAUUGAAGCAGAUCCCACCUAUAUCAAUUCGUAGCCCAAAACAAGCAACAAUAGACGCUAUUACAAGCCUGAAAAAACAAUUUAAAGAAUUUUUUUCAAAACAUUAUGAUUCUUGUGAAGAUGGGGUAUCAGAAUCCGUUACUAUUAAAAUGUUUACGAACCGGCAAAAUCAUCGCGUGUUUUUGAAUUUGGGGCCUGUCGAUGACCUUGAGAAGAUUCGUUUAGAACGAGAAGCUAUGGACAACGACGAAUUUUUUCCACAUCUUGCUGAGCAAUGGAAUGAAUAUCAACAAGGUGGUAACAUUAUAGAAGUUUUUGAGAAGAAUAAGCAUAUUCUAUGCUGGCAAUUUUUACUUUAUCAAAUAGCAAUGCGAGGAACAUCUCUUUUUUCAUGUUGGGAAUUGCUUUUAGCUAUCGUCGAAAGACGAUUGGCAAAGCGAGAUUAUGAAAUGGAGAUUUCUUGGCUGUAUCAAAUGGUAAGUUAA
Messenger RNA from Rotaria socialis, 1938 nucleotides. NCBI's taxonomy places the organism in Eukaryota, Metazoa, Rotifera, Eurotatoria, Philodinida, Philodinidae. The record is from the annotation of a GenBank genome assembly.